UCAUGCAGUGUGCCCGCACUGAUAUCGCAGCCGCAGCCAACUUCACAUUGGCUAUGACUGGUAAAAAUCUGUUUGUUGCCGACAACAUAAAAGAAAAAAGUGUAUUGUAUUAAAAAUCGAAGACCACCAAAUACAAGCUACUCAAAAUGGGACAAAACCAAUCGGCCCAGGGGGGAUCUAGUGACAAGAAGGAUGACAAAGACAAAAAGAAGAAGUACGAGCCACCAAUUCCGACUCGGGUUGGCAAGAAGAAGCGCCGCGCAAAGGGCCCCGAUGCGGCCAUGAAGCUGCCCCUGGUGACGCCCCAUACGCGUUGCCGCUUGAAGCUGCUCAAACUGGAGCGCAUCAAGGAUUACCUGAUGAUGGAGGAUGAGUUCAUUCGCAACCAGGAGCGUUUGAAGCCCCAAGACGAGAAGAACGAGGAGGAGCGCUCCAAGGUGGAUGACCUGCGCGGCACACCAAUGUCUGUGGGUAAUCUGGAGGAGAUUAUCGACGAUAAUCACGCGAUUGUGUCCACCUCUGUGGGCUCCGAGCACUAUGUUAGCAUUUUGUCGUUUGUGGACAAAGAUCAGCUGGAGCCUGGAUGCUCGGUGCUGCUGAAUCACAAAGUGCACGCUGUUGUGGGUGUCCUCAGCGACGACACCGAUCCCAUGGUUACUGUCAUGAAGCUGGAGAAGGCCCCACAGGAAACCUAUGCAGACAUUGGUGGCCUGGACACUCAGAUUCAGGAAAUCAAAGAGUCUGUCGAGCUACCGCUAACGCAUCCCGAAUACUACGAGGAAAUGGGCAUCAAGCCACCAAAGGGUGUUAUCCUCUAUGGCCCACCAGGCACAGGCAAGACCUUGCUUGCCAAGGCCGUGGCCAAUCAAACUUCGGCCACGUUCCUGCGUGUUGUCGGCUCGGAGCUUAUACAAAAGUAUCUGGGCGAUGGCCCCAAGCUUGUGCGUGAACUUUUCCGUGUGGCCGAGGAGCAUGCUCCCUCCAUUGUGUUUAUUGACGAAAUCGAUGCCGUCGGCACCAAGCGCUACGACUCGAACUCUGGAGGCGAGCGCGAGAUCCAGCGAACUAUGUUGGAGCUGCUCAAUCAGUUGGAUGGCUUCGAUUCGCGCGGCGAUGUCAAGGUAAUCAUGGCCACGAAUCGUAUUGAGACGCUCGACCCGGCGCUUAUACGUCCGGGACGUAUCGAUCGUAAGAUCGAGUUCCCACUGCCCGACGAGAAGACAAAGCGACGCAUUUUCACCAUCCACACGUCGCGCAUGACCCUGUCCACAGAUGUGAACCUCAGCGAGCUGAUCAUGGCCAAGGAUGAUCUCUCUGGCGCCGACAUUAAGGCUAUUUGCACAGAAGCUGGUCUCAUGGCACUGCGUGAGCGCCGCAUGAAGGUGACCAACGAGGACUUUAAAAAAUCCAAGGAGAGCGUCUUGUACCGAAAGAAGGAGGGCACGCCCGAGGGAUUGUAUUUAUAAGUUACACUAACACACACGAAAAUAUAUGUUCAGUUAAUUUUGAUAAUUCCCAAUCAUAUACAUUAAAACAGAUUAACGCUAGAAUCCCUGGAUACGAAUAAAUUCGCAGUUAUUGGCAAUGAUGCGGCACAUUGACCCAAUAAA
Messenger RNA from Drosophila obscura, 1610 nucleotides. It is a transcript of the gene Rpt2, whose product is annotated as 26S proteasome regulatory subunit 4. Gene Ontology annotation, cellular component: proteasome regulatory particle, base subcomplex. Gene Ontology annotation, molecular function: ATP binding; proteasome-activating activity; ATP hydrolysis activity. Gene Ontology annotation, biological process: proteasome-mediated ubiquitin-dependent protein catabolic process. NCBI's taxonomy places the organism in Eukaryota, Metazoa, Arthropoda, Insecta, Diptera, Drosophilidae. The record is from RefSeq and is a predicted model, not a curated record. The coding region runs from base 147 to 1466 and encodes 439 amino acids. The transcript is spliced from 2 exons.